Dichomitus squalens LYAD-421 SS1 is the source of this 2337-nucleotide messenger RNA. RefSeq names its product polymerase. The transcript has 14 exons. Lineage: Eukaryota; Fungi; Basidiomycota; Agaricomycetes; Polyporales; Polyporaceae. Gene Ontology annotation, cellular component: nucleus. The coding region runs from base 30 to 1916 and encodes 628 amino acids. The record is from RefSeq and is a predicted model, not a curated record. Gene Ontology annotation, molecular function: RNA binding; poly(A) RNA polymerase activity.
CCCGCCACAGACACUAUCAGACAAACACCAUGACCACUUCAAACGGGGCUACUACCUCACAGCACCUGGGUGUAACGCCUCCCAUCGCUACAUCGGAAUCCAACCCUAGAGAGAAGGAGGUCACCAGAACACUAUUAGAGGAGCUGAAACGGCAAGGGACGUUCGAGAGCGAAGACGAGUCCAAGACAAGAGAGAUCGUCCUGGGCCGGAUAGCAGCUCUCGUCAAGAAAUUCGUCCAUACGGUCGCCCUCAGAGAGGGGCUCAGCGAUGCCGCUGCCACUGCCGCUGGAGGCAAAAUCUUCACAUUCGGGUCGUAUCGGCUGGGCGUGCAUGGUCCCGGCUCGGAUAUCGACACGCUCUGCGUUGUGCCUAAGCAUGUGUCCCGAGAAGACUUCUUUGACGUCUUUGAACACAUGCUCAAGGACGCGGAGGGUGUCGCAGAGGUGUCGGGUGUGCCAGACGCGUAUGUGCCCAUCAUCAAGAUAAAAAUGUCGGGCAUCCCUAUCGACCUAGUCAUGGCGCGACUUGCGCUCUCGACCAUCCCGGACGAUCUGUCUUUGCAGGAUGACAACUUACUUCGGAACUUAGACGACCGAUGCGUCCGAAGUUUGAACGGCUCACGGGUGACGGACGAGAUCCUACGAUUAGUACCGAACGUCUCCGUCUUCCGAGAUUCAUUACGGUGUAUCAAGCUCUGGGCGCAGAGGAGAGCAAUAUACUCCAAUGUGAACGGCUUCUUGGGUGGCGUAGCAUGGGCUAUGCUCGUCGCUCGCAUAUGUCAACUAUACCCUAAUGCCGUCGCGGGCGCGAUCGUUAGCCGGUUUUUCAUUAUCAUGUAUCAAUGGGCCUGGCCACAACCUGUAUUACUAAAGCAAAUCGAAGACGGUCCUUUACCAGUCCGUGUGUGGAAUCCAAAGUCGUAUCCGGCUGAUAGAGCCCACCGCAUGCCGAUCAUUACUCCUGCUUAUCCUUCCAUGUGCGCAACGCACAACGUCACACAGUCAACACAAAUGAUUAUGACGGAAGAAUUCAAGAAAGCUUCGGAGAUCGUCGAUAAGGUCAUCAUCAAUAAAGCGAGUUGGUCUGACCUGUUCGCGAGGCAUGACUUCUUCCAUAAGUACCGGUAUUACCUGCAAGUCAUUGCGUCGACAGGAAGCCCAGAGCUGCAGGUCAAAUGGUCCGGCACUGUUGAGUCUCGAGUACGGCAGCUUGUCAUGAAGCUCGAGUACGUGGAGAGCCUAGCAUUGGCGCAUCCCUUCAUCAAGGGCUUUGAGCAGGUAUCGUACUGUAUAAACGAUGAGGAGGUACGCUCUGUUGCCCAGGGCGAGGUCUCUGAAGCCGUCGCGAGACGGAAGAAAGAAGACAUUGAGGGGAUUGAGGGUGCGAGCGCUGUCUACUCCACCACCUUCUACAUCGGCCUUGCUGUUGAGCCCAAACAACCGGGCGCCGUUGGGCCGCGAAGACUGGAUAUCUCAUAUCCGACGACGGAGUUUACCAAGCUCGUGAAAAUGUGGGAGAAGUUCGACGAGCAGAAGAUGGGCAUCGUCGUACGACAUAUUAAGAGUUCUGCUCUGCCUGAAUAUGUCUUCGAUGAUGGUGAACGUCAACCAAGGCUAGCCCAGAAGCGGCCUAAAAAGGAGACGACCGAUCGGUCAAGUAACACGUCGCCCGAUAUGCCGAACAAGAAGCCGCGACAUUCCCUUCCAGAGAUGUCGACCGUCACCCUCCCGCACGAAACUGUCAAAGUCUCAGAAAACGGCGAUACCCUCCCUCAUCAUGGCGUGACCUCAUCUGUGGAACGACCAACAACUAAUGGACUAUACGCAAACAACACCAAGGACUCUGCUGAAAUUAAAUCCCCUCACCUACCUCUGGGCGAGAACGUGGCCAUUGCGACAGCAACAGGUGCGCCAUAGCCCCGGUUGAUCCUCUGUCCGGAAGUCCUGCCCCGCCAUGUCGCCUAGCUUCACACCGGACCAUCCCAAAGCAUGGAAAUUCUCUUGGCCUAUUUCGCCUCACGAUACUUCGCAUAAAGGGAUCAGCUCGGAUUCCACUAUCCUUCCGUAUGGUCCUAAGAGGUAAUUUAUCAAUGGCUGUAUGGCAUUCUUGCCGUCCUCCUUGACUGCUCGGAUGCUCGUCUAGCACUCCCUUUGGCUACGUUCAUCGCUUGUUGUCGCCGCCUCUUUCAUAUCGUCUACCCGGAAACCCCCUCCUCGCUAGCAUUCGUGCAAUUAUCGGUCCGCAACUACCUUGUAUCUCCAACUGUCGAGUAGCAUCUCUGUAUUGUACCAUGCAUGCACUUGCGUAUCGUAUCGUAUAGUAUGGCAUACAUUAUUC